This is a messenger RNA of Lachnellula hyalina, 564 nucleotides long. RefSeq names its product putative isochorismatase family protein. The transcript has a single exon. The record is from RefSeq and is a predicted model, not a curated record. Lineage: Eukaryota; Fungi; Ascomycota; Leotiomycetes; Helotiales; Lachnaceae. The coding region runs from base 1 to 564 and encodes 187 amino acids.
AUGACCAGCUUAGACUCAUCACCAAUUCUCCUCUCGGUGGACCUUCAACAAGGCAUGGUCGAGGGGCCCGAGGAAUGGGGACCCCGCUCUACGCCGUCCCUCGUCACGAAUGUGCAGUAUCUCCUCCAGACCUGGCGUGAAAAUGGAUGGCCGGUUUUUCAUGUCCAGCACGACGAUGUAGCUGACCCGACAAAUAUCAUCAACUCCAAGUAUCCUGAAACAUUUAGAACGCACGCUUGUUCUGCACCUGUAGAGGGUGAGCCCAUAUUCGUGAAGAAUGUGGGCAGCGCCUUCAUUGCUCCGGAUCUGGGUAUAGGGAUUGAGAAACUCGGAAGGAAAAGAAAGAUUGUGGUCAUUGGUAUGGAUGGUUCACAGUGUAUUAAUAGCACUACACGACAUGGAAGUGAUUUGGGCUAUGACUUGAUUGUUGUAGGAGAUGCUUGCGCGAGUUAUGGGAUGGGUGCUGGAUUUGAUUGUGGGAAAACACAUGAAGCUGCUAUGCAGAUGUUGAAAGGAUAUGUCCCGGUUGUGAAGACAGACGAAGUCUUGGGGUUUCUAAAGUGA